Molecule: messenger RNA, 399 nt
Organism: Vicia villosa (hairy vetch)
Lineage: Eukaryota; Viridiplantae; Streptophyta; Magnoliopsida; Fabales; Fabaceae
Exons: 2
Coding region: 28-369 (113 amino acids)
Source: RefSeq, a predicted model, not a curated record
AAUGAGGACGCCAACUAUGAAUAUGAGAUGAUGUGGGAUGUAGAAGGCUCAAUGCAUCUUAUAAAGAAACCUUUGAAGACAUCCUCUUCAAAUUCUAAUGAAAGAAGCUUAGGAGAAAGGGGUAAUGUUGUAAUGCGGCCAACUGCUAGAAAAAAUACUGGUCAAGAAGGAGAAUUCUCGAUGAAUAUGGAUAUGGCUUCAAGCACCGGGCCUGAUCCUCUAGCAAGAAUACCUCCCAGAACAGGCAAAUCAAUGACAACAAUUAUAAUCCAAAGAUUACUACGCAUGCUGCGAAUGCUAAUCGUUAUUGUUGCAGUCAACGUUCCUCUUUACAUGAUGUUGCUAUUCAAGGAUUGGAUUGACAAGUAAAGAUGAGAUUCAUAUGUGAGUUAUAGCAUU